This is a messenger RNA of Clarias gariepinus (North African catfish), 3572 nucleotides long. RefSeq names its product DIS3 like exosome 3'-5' exoribonuclease (gene dis3l). NCBI's taxonomy places the organism in Eukaryota, Metazoa, Chordata, Actinopteri, Siluriformes, Clariidae. Gene Ontology annotation, biological process: rRNA catabolic process. Bases 62 to 3229 code for a protein of 1055 amino acids. Gene Ontology annotation, molecular function: RNA binding; 3'-5'-RNA exonuclease activity. The record is from RefSeq and is a predicted model, not a curated record. Gene Ontology annotation, cellular component: cytoplasmic exosome (RNase complex). The transcript has 17 exons.
UGUGCGUUGUUAUUUGUUAUUGUUGAUUAGUCAGACCGCGGGAAUGCAUUGAACUUCAGAAAUGAUUAAAACCGAAAAAAUCCUGCAUUUAAAGAGUUCCCGGGGAGGAAAGGUCCGUGUGGUCCGAGAGCAUUACCUGAGGGAGCAGGUGCCGUGCGGAAGCGCUCUGUGUCAGGCGGAAUGUCAGCACGAUGGCAAGCUGCUCUCUGGAGACGUGACUCAUUAUGUGGUGCCAGAUGCUGGAGUGGUGAGAGACUUCCUGGAGGUUCUGGAGUUCAGGGAGUUUCGUGGAGUCGUGUUUACGCAGACAGCAUGCCAGGCUUUACAAAACACACGUGGGCGCAGGCACUAUAACAGGCUGCGUGGUCUCCUAAAGGAUCCUCGCUAUGACUGCGUCCUGUUUGCCAAUGAGUUCCAGCAGUUUUCCUACUGCUCCAGAGAGAAAGGAGAAACACUAGAGAAAUGGCAAACGAGGUGUGUCUACCAUGCAGCCGUGUGGUAUUAUAACCAUAUGGCCGGUCUGAUGUCAGUAGUUAUGAUCACAGAAGACCAGGAGGCCAUUAAAGAAUAUGGCAGUCAGAACAGUGGCGUUUACGUCAUCUCAACUCGGGAAUAUCUGGAGAGUUUCUGGCCAGACCUGCAUGCAGCGCAAGAGCUGUAUGCGUCCAUUGCUCAGACUCUACAAGAGAGAGAGAGUGAAGGAGCAGAGAAAGAAUACUCUGAGCAUUUACCUGCAGAGGUCAUGGAGGCAGGAAUCAAAUCAGGCAGAUACAUUCAGGGCACACUUAAUGUGAACAAGCACCGUGCACAGCAUGAGGCCUUUGUACGUUUUGAGGGCUCUGCAAGCAAGAAUACAGAGCUAAACAGUGAUGUUCUAAUCAAUGGAAUGAAGCAUCGUAAUCGGGCCAUACAUGGUGAUGUGGUCGCUGUUGAAUUGUUGCCACGUGGUGAGUGGAAGGGACGAAGCAUGGCUUUAACAGAGGUACAAGGAGAGGAGAAAGCAGAGGAUACACAGAGUCAGCCUAUGCCGACAGGCAGGGUGGUUGGGAUCGUACAGAGAAACUGGAGGGACUACGUGGUAACGUUUCCUCCUCGAGAGGAGCUGCAGACUCAGUCCCGAAACUCUCUGAGGAUUCUGGCUAUUCCCUGGGACUGUCGCAUCCCAAAGAUCAGGAUCAGCACCCAGCAGGCUGACGCGCUGCAGGACCACAGGGUGAUAGUGCGUGUGGACUCAUGGGAGAGCACUUCUCUCUACCCCAAUGGUCACAGUGUGAGAGUCCUGGGAAAGGCCGGUGAGGUGGAGACUGAAAUUCAGACUAUACUGGUUGAGAACUGCAUCCACGUGCCUCCGUUUUCUGAAGCGCAGUUACGAGAAAUGCCUGUGAACUCUAAGGAGCAGCCGUGGCUAAUGGACCAGGCUGAGAUAAGCUCUCGGAAGGACCUGCGUGACACACACCUCGUGUUCAGUAUUGACCCGCUAGGCUGCGAGGAUGUAGAUGACACCUUGUCAGUCCGCAUUCUGCCAGGGGGCAAGCGCCUGGAACUGGGCGUCCACAUCGCAGAUGUCACUCACUUCGUUAAAGAGGGCUCUCUCACUGAUCUGGAGGCUCGUUCCAGAGCCACAACAUAUUACCUGGCUGACCGAAGGUAUGACAUGCUGCCAGCGGUGCUGAGUGCCGACCUCUGCUCACUGCUUGGGGGAGUGGACAGAUAUGCCAUGAGUGUUAUAUGGGAGCUGGAUGCUGCGACUCUGGAAGUGUGUAGCGUGUGGUACGGCCGCACACUCAUCCGAUCCUCUUACCAGCUGCACUAUGAGCUAGCUCAGAGCCUGUUAAACGGGGAAGAUGUGACAGUGCCGGAGCUGGCCCAGCUCGACAGCUCUGUGCGGGACCAGAAACUAGCUGAGCUCCUGCAGUCCCUGGAGCAGCUGACUCGAGUAGCCAGGCACCUGCGGUCACAGAGAGAUAAAGGUGGGGCUUUGGAGCUGGAAGGUGUUGAAGUGAGGGCACAGCUUGAUGAGGACAAGAACAUUGCCGCUCUGGUGCCCAAGCAACCUCUGGAGGUGCAUGAGACGGUGGCAGAGUGCAUGAUCUAUGCCAAUCACUGGGUGGCACGUAAGAUCCAGGAAUGUUUUCCACACCAGGCGCUGCUGAGGCGUCAUCCACCACCCAGGCAGGAAUUCUUCAACCAGUUGAUUGACAGUGCCAAGAGUCGUGGCUUUGCAAUUGAUACAAGGUCGAAUAAGACUCUGGCUGACUCUCUGGAUCAGGCAGUGGAUUCACAGGACCCUCUGGUAAACCGACUGCUGAGGGUGAUGGCCACCCAGGCCAUGUCUAAUGCUUUGUACUUCUCCACUGGAUCCUGCUCAGAGGAUCAAUACUACCACUAUGGUCUUGCUCUGGAUCGCUACACCCAUUUCACCUCUCCAAUCAGGCGCUAUGCUGACAUCAUAGUGCACCGUCUUCUCAUGGCCGCUGUCCAAUCAGAGAAAGAGGAAUGCUUUCAUAAGAGCUUAGCUAGCAACAAAGAACUGGAGGAAAUGGCUCAUCAAAUCAACAACAGAAACCGGGCCGCUCAGCACGCUCAGAAGGAAUCCACAGAGCUUUUCCAAUGCCUCUACUUCCGAGAUAAGGACCCACUCACUGACGAGCGCUGUGUGGCUGACGCUAUUAUUUACUCCAUCAGAGCUAACGGCGUGCUGGUCUUUGUCCCACGGUAUGGUUUGAAGGGUGCGAUGUACCUGAAGAAUCGGGAGAGUCAGGUGGUGAGCAUGGGCGAUGAUGGUGAGUGUGUAUGGCAGGUGGGCACACUGCAGAGGUAUCCAGACAGGAUCAGCGCAUGCACGAGUACAGGGACAAUCACCCUUCACCUGUUCGACCAUGUCACUGUGCGCAUCUCUGUCGAAGCUUCUCGUUGCCAUUCCGACAGCCUGCAUCUGGAACUUGUUAAGAACAAGCCUCAUCAGUCCAUCGUGGCUAAGACUCAGAUGAGCAAUCGUGUCCCGUCUGAGCUGAUCGAGGAGGUGGUGCGCAUGGAAGAGGCAUCGCUUCAGGCAGCAGAGGAGAAGACAAGGAGACCAAGACUGAGCAAAGAGGAGAAGGAGUUCAGACAGAGCAAAGGGCCAAAUCUCUACUCAAUCCUGCAGGAGAUCAGUGAGCUCGCCCUGUUUGAUACAGCUUUCUGUCACAUGCAAAACACUGAGAUACCAACAUGCACCACCUCAGCCUAGACCUACUGAGAAAAUCCAAUAUUUGUUUUUUUCCUGCUUAAGAUUUUGGGAAAUGUUAUUUGAUAUUUAACCUAGUUUGGAUUACACAGUAGCACUGGAGUGUUUUGGCCAAGGAUUUCACUCAGAUAUUACUCAUGAGCUAAAGAAUGGCCCUUAAUUGAUGAAAUCAAUUUUAGUGUUGCACUGAUUAACUAAUACAUUUUAUGGUUUAGUUGUGGUGUAUGCUCAGUGUAUAUUUUGUACAAGAAUGUAUACAAUGUAAAACUAUAACUGAUAUUUUGCACUGAGUUUAAUUGAAGCUUUUUAUUAAAAAAAUAUUUUCAUAAGCUGUAUACACUGACUU